Lolium perenne is the source of this 1745-nucleotide messenger RNA. RefSeq names its product protein trichome birefringence-like 20. Lineage: Eukaryota; Viridiplantae; Streptophyta; Magnoliopsida; Poales; Poaceae. Gene Ontology annotation, molecular function: O-acetyltransferase activity. Gene Ontology annotation, cellular component: Golgi apparatus. The record is from RefSeq and is a predicted model, not a curated record.
UAAUACUCGAUCAAGGGAGUUGACUUUCCCUGAGUAGCUGCAGCUACGUGCUGGAUCAAGUCGCACAUGCAUGUUCGUGCAACAAGACAGCAAAGCAAAUUAUUCUAGCUAGAGAGCCAAAACUCCCAGUAAAAGAAACCCUGCAUCAAUUCGUUGCGCCUCCCUCUGUGUGAGCUAGUUUGUCUUUGCGCGAUGAAGAAGGUGAAGCCUAACAGCCAAAUUGCCCGGAAGGCAGCUUGCGCCAGCGGGCUGCUCCUAGUCGCCGUCUUCACCGCAUGGAACUACUCGUCGCUGAGCACUGAGCGGCUCAUCGACGCCGCCCCAGCCUCGUCCGCUGCUGCCACGGCGAGGUCAUCCGGCGCGACCAGCAAUGCCACCAGCGGCGACGCGGCGUCGUGCGACGUGGCUCGGGGCGAGUGGGUGCCCGACUCGGCUGGCCCCUACUACACGAACGCGACGUGCGCGCUGAUCGACGGGCGGCAGGACUGCAUGAAGUACGGCAAGCCGGGGAUGGAGUCCAUCCUCGGGUGGCGGUGGCAGCCCCACGGCUGCGACCUCCCUCGCUUCGACGCCGCCGCCUUCCUCCGGCUCGUCCGCGGCAAGUCGAUGGCCUUCGUCGGGGACUCCGUCGCGCGCAACCACAUGCAGUCCCUCAUGUGCCUCCUUGCCAAGGUGGAGUACCCGAGGGAGAUCGAGCCAAAAGACUGCGUGCACUGCACGCGCAAGUACCACUACCGUGAUCACGACUUCACGAUGUGCGUGUUCUGGACGCCGUUCCUGGUGCGGUGGAACCUGACGCGCGCCGGCGGGCAGCAGUUCAUGGACCCGCACAACGUGUACCUGGACGAGGCGGACCCGGAGUGGAGCGGCGACGUGUCCGGCUACGACUACGUGGUGCUCAACGGCGCCAAGUGGUUCACGCGCCCCGCCGUGCUCUACGAGGGCGGCCGCCUCCUCGGCUGCGCCAACGUGGACGGCUGCGAGGCUGCGCACAACGCCACCGACGUGGCCCCGGACUACGCGGUGCGCGUGUCGUUCCGGACCGCGCUCCGUGCGCUGGCGAGGUUCCGCGGCAGGGUGGUGGUCCGGACGGUGGCGCCGCCGCACUACGAAAACGGCAAGUGGUACGACGGCGGGAACUGCGUGCGGACGCGGCCCGUGCGGAGCGACGAGACAAGCCUGCCGGAGACCGAGGCCGCGUUCCACGCCGCGCAGGUGGAGGAGUUCCGGGCCGCGGCGGCGGCAGAGCCGGCGGCGAGGUUCGUGCUGAUGGAUGUGAGCGAGAUGAUGCAGAUGAGAGGCGACGGACACCCUGGGCAGUACGGGCACUGGCCGCACGAGAAGGUCGGCUUCGGCAUCGACUGCGUGCACUGGUGCUUGCCCGGGCCCGUCGACGCAUGGAACGAGCUUCUGCUCCAUUUGCUUCUGAGUGAUUAAACAGUACUACCUCCUUCCAAAAAUAUUACUACAGUAGCUUGUUCAGAAAGCUAAAUUGGCUUGUUAAAAGUGCUUAUAUUUCAGAAUGAAGGUGAUAUAUGGAUUGGUCAUGUUUCCGUUGAAUUGCACAAUAUGAAAUCGAUUCCUCCUCGAAAUAGGGAUUUGUCCCGCUUUAUAAAUAAAGUCGCAAUGGCCGAACCGAUAUAAAUGUGGAGAGGAGAGGAGGUGGUUGUCACCUUUGGGAGGGAGAUGAUGGGGUGUCGGAGGGAGAAGGGAAUGAGGAGGAGGGGUGUUAGACUUUGUAUAGU